Molecule: messenger RNA, 10808 nt
Organism: Lytechinus pictus (painted urchin)
Lineage: Eukaryota; Metazoa; Echinodermata; Echinoidea; Temnopleuroida; Toxopneustidae
Product: somatostatin receptor type 5-like
Exons: 1
Coding region: 148-1263 (371 amino acids)
Biological process (GO): G protein-coupled receptor signaling pathway
Cellular component (GO): plasma membrane
Molecular function (GO): G protein-coupled receptor activity
Source: RefSeq, a predicted model, not a curated record
GAGAGUGAUUUGCAAGUGUCUAGUGCCUUGUUGGUGUCUCCUUCAUUCACUUCAUGACUUGGUGGUGUUUUUAUAUAAAGCGCAACCUCUUACCAUGCCCACUUUAGAAAGUUCAGAGCGUUAGGAGGGAAGCAUAACGAUUCACUCAUGGAUCUUGAUUGCGAGGACAGUUUUAACAUUACAAUUGAAGAUGUCCCUUACAUGACAUAUGGACCGGGACACGUCUUUUACAUCGCGGCGUUUCUCCCUCUUCUCUUGGUGGUCGGUGUGCUUGACAACCUCGCCUUCAUUUAUGUCGUGCUUAAAAUCCCUCGGAUGCGAACUUGUACUAAUUGCUACCUUCUGAAUUUGGCGAUUUCUGACAUCAUUUUUCUUUUGAUGGCAAUUGGAGAGAAAAUUUGGCGAUUUGCUGUCUCACCGAUUAGGGAUGAUGAUGGCCCUAUGGGUCGGAGUGGUUGUAUCUGGGUAUUCCUCUUCUCUGACACAGCUUACAUUGCUUCAUUGUUCUUCAUUACCCUCGUGUCUGUUGAACGGUUCUGCGCAGUAUGUCGUCCACAGAAGAAGAGUGAAACGAGUAAAUUUAACAAGACAGCAGUUGUAACUGUAGCCUCUUGGAUUAUAUCGGCCAUAGCGUCUGCAUCAUUAACACCGUCCAAUCUCUUUUUAAAUAAAUUCUGUAUAUCAUGGCCUCCUGGGGAGCAGUUUGCCGGCUAUCCGGAAUCAUUCGCGUUGUGUCAUCCCUUACAUGAAUGGAUUAGUGCCUAUGCGCAAGGUAUGCAGACCAUCCCUUUCUUUAUUUCUCUCGUUGUUAAUGUAGUGCUUUACAUCGAGAUCAUCAGAGGUUUGAACAGGUCAAUAGAAAGAUUGCGAGUUCAUGGAGGGACCAAAGACAACGACACAAAAAUGAGAGAUCAGGUGGCGAGAAUGCUCGUGAUAAAUGGUGCAUUCUUCUUCUGUUGUUUAGCUCCUUUCGAGAUCGUCUCUGCAUUGAACAUGAUUGCUUCACUGUCAGGGGACGACUUCAUCGGGGAUUCGAAAACACAGGAAGUGCUUUCUUAUACCGGUAGGUCUCUUUCCUACAUCAACGCUGUCAUCAAUCCAAUCAUUUACACUUUAAUGAGUAAUCGUUAUCGGGACGCAUUCAAGCAAGCAUUCCACAUUAACACAUCGGGUUCAUCACGGCGGGUACCUUCAAGCAAGUCAACCACUCAGGCUACUACACAGGAGUACCUUAAAAUAAGCCAAGCCGACACUAGAAUGUAAAUACUUCCUGAAUUAUCUUUAAUGCUGAUCCUCAGUGAAGACACGUGUCUUGGAAUAUGAUUCAGUACGCCCUGUAGUACAAAAGUUACGUAUUGAAACCUCACUUUCUGCUGGAAGUACGCUACGCAGUUUCUAGUCGCAUUGUUUAUUCCGGACCUUCGCUCUGCAAAAUGAUCCGUGUAAAGCCUGAAACUUUAUUGACAUUUCUCUCCAGCUCUCUAUCUUUCUUAUGCCGGACGCUGACAUUUGCUGUGCUGAGCAAUGGAAAUGUAGCCGAAAGCCAGAUCAAUAUACCGGUGAAUACUCGAGAGGUCGCCAGCUGGGGUCCUUAGUCUACAGGGCACUUACAAAAAUCUUCUUUUUUGUAUCCUGGAGGUUUUAUUUGAAUGCUGUCCUUGAAAUGAAAGCUGCAAAUAAAUACAGUUGCCCUAACAAAAUAUAUGGGUAGUUGCCUGUCACAAGAAACGAUGACCUUUGCUAGAUUCCGUUGCUAUCAAGACAAGGAAAAAGUUACACAAAAAUUAUCAUUGUUUCGAAGUGCAGCGAUGUUGAAUCAUGGAUGUACAUCCAUGAUCAAUUCGAAAACAACAAUAUCCUUUUCAACUGCUAGGUGACGGGGAGUUGUUGUUUCAAGAAGGAAGAUGUGAGCAGAGAAAACGUUGUAAAAACGGUGCUGGCUAGAUAUAUCAGCUGUGAGAAGUGGAUAGAAUCUUCACUGAGAAAAAAAAAUUAUGGAGAGGCCCAUGCUUUGCAGUUCUUUUCUCACCCCUGAAACGUUGACAGAGACAACGAAAUCAAUUGGAAGGGUGUUGAAUUUUUAAAAGGCAAAGAAUUUUGAUUCAGACGAUGAUUGACCUUUUUGCAAAAAAUGUUUCCCCCUUGGAAAACAUUGAAUCCCUUCCUACUGAUUAAAAAAGAGAGAACCGGGGGACAAACUUGAAAUGGAAGAGGCUUAACAUCUUCGGAGCAAUGCAAAGACAUUUCUAGUGUGGACGAAAGGAUGCUACAUGGAGAGUAUGCAGCAUUUUAAAUAUACUCUUUGAGAAUAUUAAUAUCUUAGAUAAUAUCUAUAAAACUCAAAGGAGAAUUAACUUUUGUACAGGAAUAUGAAUUGUGAUUAAAAUUUUGUAUGAUAAGUAAAAAAAAUAUGUAUAUCAAUUUUGAAAAAUCGUCACUAAACCCGUGUUUUACCUAUAUUCCAUGGAGAUAUAGUUUAACAUUUGUUUUUCAGCAAGUUUACUCUAAAAUAUUUUAUCUUCAAAGGUAUUCUUGUUCAAAUGCAGAGGUACAGAUAAUGCUCGUAAUAGUUAUUAGCUUCGGUUUUGAGCAAGUAGCCUACAAUGUAGUGUCCAAGAUUAAGUUAGGAUGUGCGUAUGUCUGUUCCGGUGGUUUGCGCGUAUGCGUGUGUGAGGUUGUGUGUGUGUGUUCCGAAGGAUUUGCGUGUAUGAGUUUGUGUGCGCGUAGAGAGAUGCGAGCGUGUGUGUGCAGAUACCCAUUUUUUUAAAUUAUAAUUUCUACUCUAAAUCUUUUAGAAAUGCUCAUUCAAAGAAAAAAAAUAAUUUUAAUUUUAUUGUUUUUAUUUUUUUUUGUGAAUAGGGUUUCCGAUAUUCGAUAUUGGGAAGGUUUAGAUAUACUCCAAAACAUUUUUCGUCUAUAUCUUUUUUUUUAUUUCGUAAGGACGCUAUCUUUUUAUCGGUUUAAAAAAAAAAUCUUUCAAAUAAAUAUUUGUACAUUCAAAGAGAGAAAGAGAGAGAGGGUGUGAGGUUGAGCUUGAGUAAACAACUAAAACGAGUAUACACCAUAAUGAUAAUGUAUUAAGUAAGAUGUUGUUAUUCAAACAAUCACCGAUUUCUUAAUUGUUUUAGUUCUCAAAAUAUAGGUAUCAAUGGUUUUCAAAUCAUAUGUAAAUAAAAGAUAUAAAAUCCAGUGGAGACCGCACAGAAAAAUUGUUAGCCUAUAAAAAAAAGCGCUAACAGUAAGUCACAUCUUUCAGAUUGUGAAUUCUAAUUAUUCAUUUCAAUGUGUAAGCAAUGAAUUGUUGUCACAUUAGGCAUCGCUACCACAUAACCGGUUGUAACAGGGCCUCUGUUUUCGCAUUGUUACCGCUAACAACGUUUCUGUGCGCUUAGUACUUAUUUUUUUUAAAUCAAGAAAUCGUAACUAAUACAACAAAUCUAAAGAAGGACAACGUUACUGAAAAAUAUCUUGAAAGUGGCAAUUUUUUCAGAAAGAGUUCAUCAUUAUCAUGCAAAUAUAUAUAUAUAUUGAUUUAUAUAAAUUGCACUUAUAACAGACGUACAAAGUUUUCUUCACGCACAUACACACACCCACUCACGCACUUACCCAGACAUAUGUAUAUAUAUAUAUAUAUAUAUAUAUAUAUACAUAUAUGGUGAAACCUAUACCAUAUCUUAUUUACAAGCACCAAAGAAAGACAGGAUUUUUGUUCUCGGUGUGAUGUAUCUGUGGUAUGAACACGGUGAUACGAAUGAGCGUGUGCCAUUUUGCUCUGUGUGUGUGUGUGGGUGUAAUGAUGAUUUAUUAUGGUUUUGAUGAGUAAGAUGAAGUACGGUGAUAUGUGUAUGAAUGAGUGGUGUAAUAUAAAGCUAGUAUCACCCUUAACCCUACAGGGAGCCACUUGGCAUGGCAAUACCCCCAGUGAUUGAAAUGUGAUAGAAAUGGUGCCAGGCUGUUUGAACGCAUAACACACUCACAUUUCACAGCAGGUAAAGAAGGGCGCACAAAGAUUUGGCGUCAACCAUAUUGAUUCUUAACGGCGCCGUGCCGCUUUGGCCCUGUGAGGGUGGGGACAAGAUCUUUCUUCACUUAAUAUUACACGCAUAGGUAAAACUUUGAGGCGGUUGGAAUUUAUGAUUUCCUCUCUUUACUUGUUUUUAACAAGCAUGACAAGGAUGAUAUGGGAAAGGAGAAUGAUUGGUAAAAACUGAUUGACCAAAAACUCCGCCAUUUUAGUUCUCAUACUUAAUGUGUAAGAUGUAAUUGGUUCAUGUCGCAUGAAUUGUUUAGGUACCGUUUUUUGGUGAUAUGUUGAUGUGUUUUAUUAAUAUGUUCGUUGUCAGGGAUUGUACUCCCACCUGUGUAUACAUGUAUCCGAAGAAAAUGAUUACUUCUUACGUAAUCAUGGUGACGUUGACUUUGAUAAUUAUGCUUAAAUACUCUAAUCUGCAACAAUUAGUUAACAUUUUGAAUAAGAAGUUGAUAACAAAUGCAUGUGAUUUGUUUUUGCUUCACGUAUAUCAAAUAAUCAAAUCUGAUAUCUGUUGAUGUCCUGUUUCAUGUCUACAAGUCCGUUAUUUGGUCAGAAAACAAGACAACUGUUUUUUUUCCUGAGUGUUUUCCCUGCUGGAAAGAACACAAAGUCAUACAGUGUGAUCACAGUUUGGUCAUAUAGUGGACUAUGUGAAUUAUUAUUCACUCUGUGAAAAUGCUCAAAUUCAACAGUGUGAAGUUGUUUUGGCACUGUGGACACCUCGACAGUGUCACUGCUCACAGCGUUUUCCCAAUGUUGACUAUGUGAAUAUGUGAUUCACACUGUUGAAAAAUUUAAAUUUAACAGUGCGUAGGUGAUUUCACAUUGUAUGCCACACGGUGAACAGACUGUGGCUUACACCGUGGGACAAUGUGAGAUUUGUUCUCCAAUCCGCUUUAAAAAAAAAAAAAAAAAUUGUGAUCGACUUAAAAUAGCUUUAGAUAAUUUUAGAAUACCAGAAUACACUAUAGCUAUUUUUGUUUUCUUAGUCAUACAUCACGAACAACAACGGGCAAUACUAAAAUUAUACCGAACUCUAGUGACAGUAACGCAAUAAGGAACCUAGUGGGUACAAAUCAGAAAGCAAGAAAAAUAUGUGAUCCUUGCUAUGACCUUGUCAUAUCCAUGGUUAAUCGUCUUGUAAUAUUGAUUUUUUAAAGAAAAAAUGCUUCUGUCUCCUAUAACUCUUGAAAUAAGUAAGUCACUGUAUAACAAUAUGUAUACCAAAAGUAAAUUACAAAGCUAUCCUGGCGAAAUAAGUAAGUGUCGGUGACCUACAAAAAGAAAACAUCAUACAACUCUUUGAUAUCUUGUUUUUGAUAAUUCUUUGGGCUGCAUAUAAAAUACCAUAUUUGUAAGUUACCAUUUGUCGUGAUCAUGCUGAUAAUUGCUCUUCACUAUCAUGGAGAUUGGAAUUAAAAUUGAAAUAAGCAUACCAUUUAGAGGUUUUGCAGAGGGUCUCAAUUUUAAUUUGAUUUGCUUACAUCAAUGGCAGGAAUGAAUUAUUUUAGAACCAUGGUAUUACUCACCCAAGCAAAAUACGAUCCCGAAGAGAUAUCUAAAAUUACGGAUGUAUGGAGUAUACACCAAGAAUAAAAAUAGAUUUGUACGGAUCGAAAUGUUACCCUGUAUCGGCCAUUAUUGCAUUUGCCAUUUUAUGAGAUUUCCAUUGUUGUGAGAGAGAAAUCAAUAUCUGGUCUGACCCGAAUCUCUAAAUCUCGUUGGGCUUUGAAGGUUGUAUUUGCGAUUUCAUAAGACCUCGUUAUGUGGGGAUUUGAGAAAUUGGUGUCGAAAUAAUAAAAAAGAACGAAUGAGAAUUGUUCCAUUCUGAAAUUAUUUGUGAAUAAAUGAAAUUGUGAUAAUUCUACAUCCAAAAAAAUUAAGGGAAAAUAUUUAAAAGGGCUCCAGCCUGCUUUAGAUGACAAAGUUUGUAUAUUGCACGGCCUCUCGGAAAACCAGCAAUUUGCUGAUUUAGGGUUUUUUACCGUGUUUAAAUAAAAUAAAUCAAAUCAAAUCCCCUAAAACAAAGUAGGGGUAACCUUUUUUUUUUAUUUGAAAGAAAUUAAGUCUUAGUUUGUGAAAUAAGUACCAAAGGAUAAUAUAUUGAUUCAGCUGAUAUCAUGUCUUUAUUUUACAAACAUCUUAAAGGAGCACUUUAAAAUAAUUCAGUAGCUUUUGACAUUUAACCGGCAUACCUAGUGGUUUACAAGCUAUUUAUUGCAAUAGUGGUAUUUGAUUUAAAUAUUCAUAAAUAUGAAUGCAUUGUUCUCGUUUGUGAUGAGAUGAUUACGUCAGGUAAAGUAUUGUCGAAAUAAAAUAAUUGCGUACAAAACCAAUUUUCUCACCAGAAUGUUAUUUUUUUGUCAUUCAGCAUGCAAAUGAGUUGUAUAGAUCUUUGUUUUUUGCAUAAUGUGAAGCAUUACGUCUAAUUUCAUGAAACGUGAAUGUCAGCAAUAUUGGUAUCAUAGAAUUUUGCCGCCAGUACUGAAAUCCGUCGUCCUAGCCCAUGACACUGACUCGCGAUGGUUUACAGCAUGCGCCCGUAUGAUUCAUGUUAUAAUGAGAUGCAAGGAAGGAGUCUCCGAUAGCCAUGGGCUAAGGACUCUUCAAAUCUACAUGAAUGGUUGAAACCAGCCCCCCAGUGUUUGAUAAUCCCAAUGACAUCUGAUGUUUUGUCAAACAACUAAAAUACGGAAAUAUACAAAUACUUAAUUAUCACAAUUUUGUCAAGUUUCUGCUCUACACUGUCUAAUUACAAAUUCUGAUGUACAAAUAUGUUGGUUGGUAUAACCAUGGGCAUGAUGGGUCUAGUAGGAUCCAUGGUGUAAACGACUAUCGGCCAUGAAGUCUCACCAAACUGCCGCAUGCAAUUAAAAUCACUUGGUACAACCUGCUGUUUUCUAAGCAGCGUGUCCAGUGCUGAGAUGUUUCAGGUAAUUAAGUGAUGCAAAAAAUACUCAGAAAAGAUAUACGAGAGUGCUAAAAAAAAGCGGUUCUGAGAAUAAACAUAUGUGAGUGUAAUUAUGAGGAUACUUGUGGAUACUGGAGUAUCAUGAUCAUGCAAUCAAUCAAUAUACAAAAAACAUGAUAAAAAUCGAUUUCAAAAAUAAUUUUGAGCAUGAGGUAUUGUUUUCAAUAGUUUUCGAAAGCAAAGGAUUCAUCAUUGUCAUUUCAAAUUGAAUCAUUUUUUUUAUUUUGGUAAUAUUAUUGUUACUUACGUCAUUACAAAAUAUCUAACAAAAAGAAGAAAAGGGUACACAUAAUUUUCUUUUCAACGAGAUCUAAUAAUUCUGAAAUAUUCCACUAUCACGGUUGUACACUUCAGCAGUCAAAUGUGAGGUAAAGAGUUUAAAGCUAUUGAAUAAUUCAUCGCGCUGAGUAACCUGAGUCAUUUGUUUUAAAAGGAUUAUAUCAAAUGCGUAAUGAACAAGGCAUGCCUGUUUACCGUAUUCAAAUUAAAAUUAAAAGGUAUGAAAUUGUACAAGGUAAGGAAUGCUUCUAAAAACCAAUACGAUAUUGUAGAAAUCCUUUAAACCUUAAUCGGAAGAUUCGUACCUAUAGCACCACACAUUCCGCCCAAUCCAUCAUCUAAGACAUAGCUCUAAUAACAGCUUUUAGAAUCUCUAAACAUGCCAAAAGAAUGAAAUCUUGAUCUUUCAGCGGUAUUAGGUAUUCCCAUGAAAUGAAAACGAUACUUAAAUAACCUUAGCGGCUGUUUUUACAAAGCCUCGUGUGGUAGUAGAAUACCGUUCCCCGGUUUUUCUUUCAGCAUAAUUUUAUUUUCAUAUGAAUUUUGGUGGUAAGCUGCAUUUGGCUAGAACGCCAUGUAAUCUGACUUCAUCGUGCAAAUGCAUUUUCUUUGAGAAAGAACAUUCCCGCAAACUAUAGGCAGUCUAAAUAAACUUUGAAAGCCAUUGAUGGAAACUAAAUUUGGUUUAUCAUUCGGAGUGCUUCUGGGUUGGGAUAUUGAGAGCUUGAAUUGGAUCAGAUAAUUUGAGUUCAUUCUAGUGAAUUGUGCUAUAACUAUCUGUCCUUCUCCUAGGCAGUACAGGAUAGCAUAACUAAUUCAGCAGAAGAAGGGGAUUCGCAUCAAGAGAUUUUUAUCUUUGAAAAAUUGAAUGAUAUGGAUUAUAUAUUUUUCGAAUUAAGUAUUCAAAUAUAUAAAAGUAAAAGGUACAUAACUAUUUAUCAUAAUCCUCUCUCCAUGCCUCACCAAAACCUAUAAAUUCGCGGAGAAUGAAAAUGUUUUUUUUGUUCACCUAAUUUAUUUAUACCUAUUAAUUACAGUUUCUGUCAUUAUUGUUCGAGAGUUACAAUUUCUGAUGACGUCAAUGUCAUAUACAUGAAGAACAGUAAGAUGACAAUGAAUUGACAUGAGUUAUGUUUAAUGCGAAACACUGUAAAGAUGGAAUGUAUUUCUUCUUAACAACGUACAUCAUAACUAUACAUAUUCAAAACAAGAUUACGUGAUUUUAUAUAUACAAGAAAUCCUAUAAUAAAUCCAACAAUAUCCAAGGUGGUUUGAAAAAUUGAUUUAUCAAUACAACCCCGGAAGUGUAUCUUCAUGAGUGGAUUCAUGCCGAAACCUAGCAUGGCCUACUCAUGUCAUAAUGAUAAUGGUUUUUUUAUGCAAAUUCGUUUUUCAUUAUUUUUUUCUUUACGCUCCAAUUUCUUUAUGCUGAUUCGAUAUCAAUUAAAUAAUCAUGCUUUCAAUAUUGUCAGGUCAUUGGGGAGCCCUCCUACAUAACAAGAGGUUAUGAACGUUGUUUACAGUUUGUUAGUUACAGACCUAGUUCUCCCAAGGUGAAUUUAAUCGAUCAAGUAUAUAGUAAAAAAGAUGGUACAUUAAACGUGCGACUUCACUAUACACACCGCAACAAAGAGUCAACCAUCAUAACACACACUGUCUUAAAAUAUAACAAUACCUAUAUACACACUCACACACAAACGCCGAAACGAAAAGGAAGACUUGUACAUAUUUGAAGACAGUAAUAUUACAAAGUAAUUAAAUUCCUAUUCUCAGUAGAAAUAUUAUUACAUCUUAGUUUCGAAAUGAGUGUUUAUUAAUGUACAUGUAUAUCAAAUUAAGUGACAUUGUUCUUGCUGUGUUCGACUGAGUAGAUACAUAGUCUUAGCAUGAUAGAAAUUAGAACUUAAAAAUACAAUGGUGCCGAUAUAUACAUAUCCUCUUCUUAAGAAUUCCAACAUAUAAUAAAUAAAAUAAUCUUGAGGUUUCAUUAUAAGUUUACUAUAAUGAUGCUUUGCUUUCAGCAUAUGAAGAAUGAAGAAACGAUGCAAGAAAAGCUGUUAAAAUAUCAACAGCGUAUCUAGUUUGAUCUCUCUCUCUCCCUCGUUGACACUCAGACGUACAGCACACGCACAUACACGCACGCACCCUUCCUCACCCACGCAAAUUAUCUCUGUCCUUAUGUACACAACUUCUCUUUUCCUUAAUUUGUUCCACAGCCUCACUAUCAUAUCUUUAUUAUGUAUUGCAUGGUUAUAUGUUUAUUUUUAAGUAUUAUUUUCGUAUAAACAUGCUAAUUAAGUGAGAACCAAAAGUUCAUAUGAUUCAAGAGUAAAACAACAAAUUAAACGGGGAGGAAAGUAAACUGCAUAACGAUGCUGCGACAGAAAGUUGACCGAAGCAUCCACCUUGGAUUUCAAAAGAGCGGAACAUUGAUUUUGUAGAGCAGGUGCGAAAUAUUCCACAAUCCAUACCACUUUGCUUAUAGUCUACACUUCAAAAGGUACCUUAGCCUUUUAAAGUACUGCUUUGUUGUCGCAUCAUCACCCACUAUCGAGAAGACAAAAUACUCCCAAUUCCCUAUCGGCACUACAACGGUUCCUUUCCCCGCCAAAAAUCGAGCCGUAUACAAUUUUUUUGCUAACGGGCCAUGGUUUCAAAUUUAACGCCGACUAGUUGUUGAUUAGAAAUGACACGUGGUUAUAGGUAAAAUGAGGUUUCGAUAGCGGCUAUGGUGUCAAAUUAAGGGUUACGGGGUAACUUACAUUACGAUACCGUGUAUAAGAUCUAUUGGGUAAUGGAGUUAAUUUUUCAUGUUCCCAAAGUUACACAAUGGGAAAAUAACGAAGAUACAAUGCCAAUAAAGUUUGUCUUGGAAAGGUAUUCAUACAACGGGGAAAAACUACAAUGUCAGGAUGCUUAAUUAAAAAUAGUAAUUCUAGAACCAUUAUCAUAUAAAAAAAAUGAAGUACUUCACGAUAUUCAUCCCGUAAAUACGGAUGCAUUGAUUUAGACAUACCAACCUGUACACAUCGGCAUACUUGUGUAUUUUAACUGUCUGUUUGCAUGAAUUUUCUGGAAAAGAAGUAAUCUAGAACAUAAUUAAUUGAAAAUAAAGGCGACGGCCAACUACUUUAAGUAUGCUGAUAGGGAGGGAUGGAUGGGACCGAUUCUUUGCAUUUGUAAAACAAAGCACGCAGGUGAUACUUCAAUACUUUAGGUGCUGUUUUCGAAGAUGAUUAAAACAAGAGCCAGAAGAAAGAAAGCAAAUAGGGUGAUACAAUGUAAUAAAGAUGAUAACAUUACAGAUCUCCAGGGCUCUUUCUUUGCAUUAUUAUAUUGAAUAGCACGGAUCAAAGAUGAUAAUCACUCAUCGUAUGCUGUGAUAAGGUACUACACUAAGCUUGGAGGAAAUUUGAGGAAGCUUUGAGACAAACGUGUCUGAAGAAGCGGUAAAUGUCACACGGGCAAUAAUUGGAUCAUGUUUGGGUAAUAUCAUUGAUUUUUUCAGAAAUGUUAUAGGAAGAA